This is a messenger RNA of Selaginella moellendorffii, 997 nucleotides long. RefSeq names its product mitochondrial uncoupling protein 5. The coding region runs from base 25 to 930 and encodes 301 amino acids. Gene Ontology annotation, molecular function: succinate transmembrane transporter activity; oxaloacetate transmembrane transporter activity; antiporter activity. Gene Ontology annotation, biological process: succinate transmembrane transport; mitochondrial transport; malate transmembrane transport. Gene Ontology annotation, cellular component: mitochondrial membrane. The record is from RefSeq and is a predicted model, not a curated record. Lineage: Eukaryota; Viridiplantae; Streptophyta; Lycopodiopsida; Selaginellales; Selaginellaceae. The transcript has a single exon.
AGGGCUCUGGUUGGCGUAGAGAGAAUGGGAUGGAAAGGCUUUGUGGAAGGCUGGAUAGCUUCAGUAGUAGCAGGAGUGUCGACGCAUCCGCUAGAUUUGAUCAAAGUCAGAAUGCAGCUCCAGGGAGAACAGGGAAAGAUGCAGGAAAGCUACAUGAAUCCAUUCGUGAUGGGAGCGAAGCUCGUCCGGGCAGAAGGAUUUGCAGGACUCUACGCUGGUGUGUCAGCGGCAAUGCUGAGACAGACUCUAUACGCCUCGACGAGGCUGGGGAUUUACGACAUGCUCAAGCACAGGUUGAGCGGCGAUAGUGGCUCGGGUGGCGGAGUUGUAGGUGGUGCGGAUCUUCCACUCUUUCAGAAGGUUGCUGCUGCUCUGAUCGCCGGAGGGAUCGGUGCCGCAGCUGGAAAUCCCGCGGACGUUGUCAUGGUGAGAAUGCAAGCCGACGGUAGGCUCCCGGCGAAAGAACGCAGGAGCUACAGGAACGCUUUCGACGCUCUCUCCCAGAUGGUGAGAAACGAGGGGAUCCUGUCGCUGUGGAGGGGCUCCUCUCUCACGGUCCAGAGGGCGAUGAUCGUCACCGCGGUGCAGCUUGCGAGCUACGACCAUGUCAAGGAGACGCUGGCGUUUUACAAGAUCACCAACGAGGGCAUCGCCACGCACCUGGUGGCGAGCUUGACGUCGGGGUUUCUCACGUCGGUGGUGUCGGAGCCGAUCGACGUGAUCAAGACGAGGGUGAUGAACAUGAAGGUGGUGUUUGGGAAGACGCCGCCUUACAGGAAUGCUAUCGAUUGUGCCAUGAAGACGAUCCGGUCGGAGGGAGUGCUUGCGUUGUACAAGGGGUUGCUUCCGUGCUUUGCUCGGCAAGGUCCAUUUGCGGUUGUGCUCUUCAUCACGCUGGAGCAAACCAAGGAGAUGCUCAAGGAUUUUUGAGAUCUGUCCUUUCGUGUGAACUUUCACAUUUUCUGAAAAACAAAGUAAAGAACAUUUCAACUUGUCA